GGGGAAGAAAGGAAGAUUGGAGUUAGUCCCAGACGCACAGAGGAGCCAGUGGUGCAGCUAGUGCUGACCCAUUGAUUCUCUCCUGCGUCUCAAAUUCGGGUUGGCGCUAAGUUUACAGUGACCUCAGGAUGGCUUAGGGGGCAACUUCUUCAAUCCAAGUCAUCAUGUAUGGAAGCUGCCUUUUGGAAAAAGAAGCGGGCAUGUACCCAGGCACUCUCAGGAGCCCUGGAGGAGGCAGCACAACCGGGGUGGGUACCUCUGGGGGUAGUGGUAGUCCGCUGCCUGCCUCCAACUUCACUACGGCCGCAGCUUACCCACACUACAUGGGGUACCCUCAUAUGCCUAACAUGGAUCCUCAUGGGCCGUCGCUGGGAGCCUGGAGCUCACCCUACAGUCCGCCCAGGGAAGACUGGAGUACAUAUCCUGGGCCGUCCAGUACAAUGGGCACAGUGCCCAUGAACGACAUUACCUCAAGCUCUCCGGCUUUCGGCUCACCAGACUACAGCAAUCUGGGCCCCACCAGUGGCGCAAGCAACGGCGGUAGCCUGCCAGCCCCGGCCAGCGAGUCACUGGUCUCCAUCGACUCAGGCACCGCUGGUGCCAGUUCUCCCAGCAGGAGCCGCCACAGCCCCUACGCGUGGAUGCGCAAGACUGUGCAGGUGACCGGAAAAACCAGAACAAAAGAAAAGUAUCGUGUGGUUUACACUGAUCAUCAAAGGCUGGAGCUGGAAAAGGAAUUUCACUGCAAUAGAUACAUCACCAUCCGGAGGAAGUCAGAGCUGGCAGUUAACCUGGGCCUUUCCGAGAGACAGGUGAAAAUCUGGUUUCAGAAUCGCAGAGCCAAGGAGAGGAAGAUGAUCAAGAAGAAAAUCUCUCAGUUUGAGAACAGUGGAAGUUCCGUGCAAAGUGACUCUGGCUCCAUCAGUCCUGGGGAGCUGCCUAACACGUUUUUCACUACACCAUCUGCUGUCCGUGGAUUUCAGCCAAUUGAGAUACAACAAGUCAUAGUCUCCGAAUGAAACAAGAGCAGAGAAACAGAAGCACCCUUCCCAUUGCAGUGUCUCUCUGGCCUCUAAGAUAACAGCAAGGCAGUUGAGAUUGGAUGUAAUUCCUUAGAAGGCAGAAUUCCAAAUAAGUGGACACACAAUGAGUUGCAGAGAUUUUAGAAGUCUCUAACAUUCGGAAACUAUUCCUGGAUAAUUCCUAUUCUAUGCUGUUCUAUGUGGGCCUGGGCGGGAAGCUCAGUGAUAAGUUUUGCUACUUAAAGUCUAGACUCACAAGCCCUUGCAACUUCCUUCACAAUUUCAGAAACUUGCUUGUGAACAGAUUUUAAAACACAGUCCUGCCCAGAGGCACAUGUACACAUAUGUUCUUGUGUUUGUUAUUUGAUUCUGGGUGUCUUUAUGGUCCUUUUUAGGAUAAAGUAGGCAGACAUUUAUCUCUAGAUACCUUUUCAAGCAGUAAUUAAAAACGCCCAGUCUUCCUAACAAGCUAAUUUUAUAAGGCAGCAUCGGGGGGUUAUUAUAAAUCUAUUGCCACUGGCUAAUAAAACAAAGAUCACUUUUCCCCUCAGAUAAUACUCACCUGUCAUCAAAUACCUAAUCAUAGAACUUGGGAGAUGUAACAAUUUCAAAUCUUGUCAGAACAAUGAAAUCAGACUAGAAGAACACAGGCCAAUUUAAUUGAGUCGAUAGCAAGGCAGAUAGAUAGUCACCACACAGAAUAGCCUGCCCUCAAUCUGAAAGAGCUGCGGUUCACCACUUAGAAGUACACAAUCUGGGUUCUCAAAUGGUGCUGCAGUGAGUAGGGUGGCCUGGUGCUUUUGUGUUGGCACGGUACACUGUUCACAUAUCAAAGUGGCCAAAGAUUAGGCCUCCAGUUUUAAGACAAGGUCUCACAAUUACCUGUUUGGGAGUUGAAAAUAAGAACUGUGUCUUCCCAGUCCUUAAGAAAAUGUCAGAAAAGGAGCUUAUUCUUCUAUGGCUUCUGCUGAGGAUACAUCAAUUAGUGCUGAAAGA
Molecule: messenger RNA, 2018 nt
Organism: Myodes glareolus (Bank vole)
Lineage: Eukaryota; Metazoa; Chordata; Mammalia; Rodentia; Cricetidae
Gene: Cdx4
Product: caudal type homeobox 4
Biological process (GO): embryo development; animal organ morphogenesis; regulation of transcription by RNA polymerase II
Cellular component (GO): nucleus
Molecular function (GO): DNA-binding transcription factor activity, RNA polymerase II-specific; RNA polymerase II transcription regulatory region sequence-specific DNA binding
Source: RefSeq, a predicted model, not a curated record